GGAAAUCUUUGCAUUCCUGCUAGGCGCCCUCUUCUUUAUUGGUCAUACAAUUAUGAUUCAUAAUUUCACCUGUUGCAAUGAAUUGUAAUCUGGUUAGUACACACGCGUCAGUGACUUGUGAAUGUUUACGCAUAACUUUAUCUUUUUAUCUACACAUAAUAUAGAGUAUAAAAAUACUUAGUAAUUAGUAGACGAUAUCGGCUGCAAAUGUUUAGUAACAAAUUUCCUGCAGUUUUUCUUUAAAUUUUUAACUGCGUUGGUUAGACAGUGGUAAAUCGGUGAAAAAGCAAGUAGGAACCAAUGCGCAGUUUUGGUUGGCAGUUCGUUUCUAUCCCCCCGAACCGUCCCGCCUCGCUGAAGAGUAUACCAGGUACCUGCUGUGCCUGCAGCUUCGGAAACUCCUCUUGGACGGAAGGAUGACAGCGCCCAAGAACACCGCGUUGUUGCUUGCAUCCUUCACAGUACAAGCUGAGCUGGGUGAUUACAAUGUAUCGGAACACCCACCCAAUUAUCUCUCAGAGUUAUGUCUGUUGCCGAAGCAGACCUCUGAAGACGAACGUCGUAUACGUGAAUUGCACAAGUUGCAUCGAGGGCAGGCCCCAGCAGAUGCCGAGGCGAACUUUCUAGAACAUGCUAAAAGACUAGAUUGCUAUGGUGUGGAGUCGCACCCGGCUAAGGAUUACAAUGGGAAAGACAUUUUUAUUGGCGUGACGUCAAUAGGAAUAGUUGUCUUUCAAAACAACAUCAGAGUGAACACAUUCUCUUGGAGUAAAAUCGUCAAGAUUUCCUUCAAGAAGAAACAGUUCUUCAUACAGUUGAAGCGAGAGCCAUCUGAAUCUUACGACACGGUAUUAGGGUUCAAUAUGCGUUCGGGCCGCGCGGCUAAAGCGCUAUGGCGGUGCAGUGUGGAGAGGCACGGUUUCUUCAGACUUCGGGCGCCUCGUAGAAGGCCCUUAUUGGGUGCUCUAGGUGCCUUAGCGGGUAUAACCGCACCCACAGUGCCUAGAACUGAAACGCAGGCGCUAGAAGAUGCUAGAAGAUCGAGGUCGUCCAACAGAAGUUUUGUUAGACGCAGCAGUUCCCGUAACCGCGAACGUUCAUCGGGCACAGCAUCGCCGGCCCCGAUAACUGCCAUCAACGCUAGUGCUAGGGGGGCCCGAGUGACCACAAACACCGAGCCCCCGCCUAGAGAAGCGUGGACCGAUUGCGCUCCGCCUGUGCAAGAUGACGGUGGUUUCCUAGAACGCGCUUUACGCGUACCCCUAUCGUACGUGGAUGAAUCUGAAUCCGGUUCGGAAACGGGCAACGGGGAGGUUUGCGUGCGAUUGACCGCGGCUGCUGAUGGAAGAUUCGGGUUCAACGUUAGGGGAGGAGGGCCCGCGCCAGUGCUAGUGUCGAGAGUGGCUAGUAAUACGAGGGCACAUCUACAUGAAGGAGACCAGGUAAUAUCAAUUAAUGGCAACGAUGUGGAUGAAAUGACGCACGAGCAAGUGGUACAAAUGAUAAGGAACACGAGAGGUGUCCUUACUCUCGUCAUCAAGCCUAAUGCCGUAUACGAACCCGAGGAAACAGGCCCCGAGGAACCAGCCGUAUGUUUCGUCCCUCUCGGUUCGGGCGAGUUCGAGGGAGACGCAUUAGAACAGUCGAUGCUUCUCCUAGGCGACGGAUUAGCCAGUGGAGCCGCCCUAAAACAAUACGAGACUUUACUUAGCAGAUUGGAUGAACCAACUACAGCAGCCAAAUUACCACACAAUAUGAAUAAGAAUAGAUAUAGGGAUAUAGCGCCUUACGAUUCUACUAGAGUUAUAUUGAAAAAUGGACCUACGGGCGACUACAUAAACGCUUCAUAUAUAAACAUGGAAAUUCCUAACUCCGAUUUAGUAUUAACUUAUAUUGCAACACAAGGUCCGUUGUCUUCAACCGUAGGUGAUUUCUGGCAAAUGGUCUGGGAGAGCGAAAGCAAUCUAGUUGUGAUGCUCACCGUACUAAGCGAGCGGGGCCGGGCCAAAUGCCACCAAUACUGGCCCAAGACUGGCGCUGGCCCGUUGCAGGCCACUUCUAACCUUACCGUGGCCACUACCAGCGACACUUGCCACGGACAUUAUGUACGAAGGGAGAUGUGUCUCAAGGAAAGCGGCGGCGGUACUCGUUGUAUAACCCAGCUGCAGUACACCGCGUGGCCGGACCACGGCGUGCCCGACGACGCGACGGCCUUCAUACGGUUCACGCAACUCUGUAUGCAGCUGAGGACGCAUAGAACGAUGAUACCCACAGUGGUGCAAGAGCCUGAUGUAGAAGAGCGUCUUCUAGACCCUCCUUUAAUCGUGCAUUGCUCAGCCGGCGUAGGCAGAACCGGGGCGCUAAUACUAGCUGAGACCGCCAUAGAGUUGAUAUCUAGAAGGCAACCUUUCUACCCACUCGAUUUAGUUCGAGCGAUGAGGACACAAAGACCGAUGUGCAUACAAAACGCCAGUCAAUACAAGUUUGUGUGUGAGAGCAUACAGUCAGCGUACGCACAAGGUCUAACCAAAGCGCCUUCAGAAAGCGGCACCAACUGA
This is a messenger RNA of Chilo suppressalis (striped riceborer), 2558 nucleotides long. The record is from the annotation of a GenBank genome assembly. Lineage: Eukaryota; Metazoa; Arthropoda; Insecta; Lepidoptera; Crambidae.